Laetiporus sulphureus 93-53 is the source of this 1830-nucleotide messenger RNA. RefSeq lists its product as uncharacterized. Lineage: Eukaryota; Fungi; Basidiomycota; Agaricomycetes; Polyporales; Laetiporaceae. The transcript has 3 exons. Bases 1 to 1830 code for a protein of 609 amino acids. The record is from RefSeq and is a predicted model, not a curated record.
AUGAGCGGGCGGUGUGCAGAAUGCGGGGAAGCGACUGUCUGGGACCAGGAAUUAGGCUCUGCGAUAUGCACACAUUGUGGGACGCUUGCAGAUCCUACGCAGAGCGUUCUUAAUUCUCAUCUUGAAUUCUAUGAUGGCUUUUUGCGUGAAACACCGUGGACUGACAUUUCGAAGAGCACGCUGAAGGGCAGGAAUGGUUGGGCACUGCCAGGGCAAGGCAAGGAGGCUCGGGACAGACAGAAUACGAUAGCGAUGCAUGAGUACAUCAAAUCUGUUGCUGGGAGGCUUGUAAGUCCCGGGUCGGCCCCGCGAGCACAAGGCAUUUUCGAUCAAGCCAUGAGACGAGGUCAUUACCGAUGGGGUCGUAAGGCUAGGCUGGUGGCAGGGGCAUCCGUCGCCAUCGCUCUUCGCGAAGCUCACAAGAGCGAGUCUUGCAGCGACAUAGCGUACUUCCUGGAAGAAACUACAUCAUCAGUGUCUCGGACCUUCACCUCCGUGGUCUCUCUUCUGCAACUCAGUCUCACCUCUGCGGACCCCACAAUUCACCUUACAGCCCUGCAAACUCAUCUGCUUUCACUGCUACGGGAUACGCCAUCCGCCCUGUCAGCUAAGUUGAUUAGCACUUUAACUCCUUUAAUACCGGCUCUAUCAACUGUGCUACGAACAGCAUCUUCCCUCUCUGCGCUCCUUGCACGUCAAAAUGUCUUGUCGCACUUGCCUACACCACCUACCGCAUGUGCACUGUUUAUUCUUGCCCUCGAGGCUGAAAGCGGGUCGUCACUUCCGCAGACGGGCUCUCUUGCUCAAGUCCUAGGUGCGCGCUUUGGCGUCGGCAAGGGCGUCAUCAUGCAGCGGUACAAAAUUAUCUACGAUCUCGUAGAGAAAUGGAUUAGAGACAUCCCUUGGCUGGAAGGACACGAACGGAAGAAAGGCGGUGCCGGGCGGUCAAAGGUUGCCAAGCGCGUCGUUGUGGCUAGAGGUCUUAAAGAUGUCGUGCAAUUCCAGGAAGAAAUCUGGCGGGAAAAGAUGGAAAAGGAAGCCAGACCUCAUGUUCAUCUAGAAGAGGAGGAAGAGGAUACUGACGGCGAGCCUGAUCAUGACUACUUCCUGAACGGAAGAGAGAUUGUUCCUGGUACGUCGAAUGUGUCCCUCUGUGCACAAAAAGAAGACGUCAUUUCUGGUCGUCCUCGUAAGAAGCGGAAGACGGCCCACGAACGGUCCGUAACCGAGGUCUCGCGAUUUUUGCUAAAUCCUGCAUCCUCCAUGGUUUCUUCUUCUUCUCGCUCAAUGCAUGGUAGCGGCGACGAUACGGGCCUCUUGACGCAUAUACUCACCGCGGACACUUCGGACCUCUCACGUGCGUUCGCCUACGCCCCGACACGUCUGCAGCUGCUAGCGGCGUGUCGCGGUGGUGCGGAGGAGAAAGAUAUUGCCGAUGAGGAGCUGUUCAUCGAGGGAGAGUUGGAGGCAAUGCUACGCAGUCCAGAAGAGGUGGACAUUGUUCGCACAGCAAUGGAUUGGGAUACCGGUCUGGCGGCCCAAGCUGAAUCGCCAGGAGCCGAUCGAAUCAAAGGGAAGCGGCCAAGGGAGAUGGAAGGAGAUGCGUCCGCGAUGAAGGGCAAGAGUACGACAGGAGGAAGCAAGAGGAUUGACACGAAUGCACUCGCAAGACUGCUCGACCCGUCUACAUUCAUUGACGAGUCAGGAGAUAUCAUCAGCGAACCAAUUGACCGCAGCGCCUUGUCUGUUGAUGAUGAGGAGAUUGUUGAGGAAUGGAGGCCCGCGUCUCCGGGAGGAGAUGGGUUUGAUGAAGACCGUUAUGAAUUAUGA